Molecule: messenger RNA, 2771 nt
Organism: Dacryopinax primogenitus
Lineage: Eukaryota; Fungi; Basidiomycota; Dacrymycetes; Dacrymycetales; Dacrymycetaceae
Exons: 10
Coding region: 1067-2599 (510 amino acids)
Source: RefSeq, a predicted model, not a curated record
AGCGCGUUUAAAGCAGACGGCCAACCAUGACAUAUUGUCUUCUGUGGCCUCUUACAUCUAUUCUGCUCCAGUGGACCUCCUUGACUGGACUCGCUGUGGAAUACUUGCAUAAUUCUCUCACUCUCUUUGGAUUAUGACGAUUCCGACGACUCUGUUACAAAGGGUUGACUUAGUUGGUCCAGAAUCCUGUGCUGGAGGUUUCCCGGCGUCUAAUUCCACCACUGUCUCUGUAUCGCGUUUCAUUAGUCCAAGGAUCGAAGGGACGGACGAUCAAAGCGUCUCUUCAAACUUGAUUGAGCCCGGACGAUGCACCGCAGGCGGAUCUGAGCUCCAGGACCAAGGGACGACGAGCAGCCAUUUCCAACUUCCGUCUGUUAUUACAAUCUCGUCAUCGAAUUUGGACAUCCACAGUGAUGGUUCUGACGAGACGGCAGUGGACGACAAAACGUGUAUACGACCAACACCCCCUCGUAGUCGUCCUCGAACCCCGAUCGUAAUUCCUGACGGCCCUAGUAGAACAUCCAAUGUACCUGUCAAGCAAGGCUCUGUACUGGGAGAAAUACAGACAGAGUCGCCAGUGGAAGAUAUUGGCAACGAACAGGUGGAUGCACCAGGGAGAACCAACGAUUUACAUACGAGUGAUGGGAGCUAUCCUCCCUCAUACCACGGUCUCGAUGCACAGGCGGAUAUGAUGUUGCGAGAGUGCUUCCAACUAGUCCCAGAGCAGCCCACCAAGAUGCUAACCCGCGCGUACGGGAAACCUGCGGGUCAAUAUUUUUGGGCAACUAACCAGGUAGCGCAACUUGCUGUGCCGUCUUCUUAUGGUCGACCACCCCCACACCGAGCGAUGUCUGGGAUCUUUCGAUCAGAGGAUGCCAUCGAAUACAUGCUCGGCAGUGUUGAACCUAAGAGACUACUAGACUGGAAUUGGGAAGAGAAAGAAACGCCGGAUGGAUAUCCUUACUUCCGCCACAAAUUCCUGCCGUUUGUGACAGACGAUUUUUUACGGACACAAGGUGUCUUGGAGUUGAUUGACAAGUGGACGAAGUUUCUCCAUGCGAUAAUAAUGAUUCAGCAGAAGAAUACAACUUCCGGCUACACGUGGCCCGAUAGUUGGGAGCUGUACUUGCGGGUGGACAUAGGACCUCACCCUCUUGGGUUGUCAUACUACGGGGAGAUCUGCCGAUACUAUCUUAUCGAUCGGGUCAAGCGCGAAGUCUUCUGGCUGCAUUACUUCCCGGAUUACUGUGGGGUGAUACCCGAAUUGACCGUUCACGCGUCAUCGAAGCUCAUCCGAUUGCAUCUGCAGCGCGAGUUCUGGGCGCAUAUGGAGCUAUUCUCUAACGCGAAGCCAAUAAAAGGUGCUGAAAAGGAACUGCGGGACAUGCUGUUGUGGUAUACUUUCGAUCAAAUCACCUCACCGGCAGGCAGCACCUGCCCGUUUGAACAGGGACAGCCAGAGAAAUUUCUGAGCGUCCUCGAUCAGUUUAAAGGAUCCGAAGAAGACUCUGUGGUUAAGAACAUAGCCAUUGCUCGUCUCAUAGGAACAUGUUAUACCAGUCGUAUUGCCAAUCGUUUCGGCGAUGUCGGAUCCCGAGUGGACCGGGGCCAGCCCUCUCUCUACUCUGAUGAUGGUUGGUCCAGCAUGGCAAAGUACGUGGUGUACUGCGUGAUGCAUGUCCUUGUCAUGGGCGGAGACCGAUGGUACCUGGAUAAGAUUCUCAAUCUCACGGUGGAUUAUUACGUUCCGCCUCAGGCAUGGAAGGACCUAGUCAGGAUGCUAGUGGAAACAAGCAACCAAAGCACCCUCAUCGUGGCGGCUUUGCUCUUCACGGGUAAUAUCGGAUUCCUGGGUAUCAACGGGCUCGGAGGCGAUCAGGUAAUCAUCAGCAUAGUCGCAACUCUUCUUUCGUUGGGAAGUCUGUUUUUGGGUAUGCAGCAGGCACUGCACCAUUAUGAUUUGAAGGACACUACUGCAGAUAUCGGUUCGCAGUACUGUGGGACGGCUUCGCAGUCCUGGCUCGGGUACCGCGGACUAGCAGUAUACUACUCCCUGCCUUCUGCGCUCCUCAUCUGGUCUGCUAUAGCGACUAUCAUUGCCCUUCUCGUCUGGUGCUUCCAACUUGUGGAGAUGGACUGGUUCUCGCGCACUUGCACUAUCCUUAUCCUCCUUUCGCUCUCCAUUGUCGGUAUUUCAGCAAUGAAGUUCUCCAGAAGACUGUACAGGUUCCGGGAGAAGAAGCAAGAACGGGCGUGUAUCCUCCGAAAGAGCAUGAGGAUUGUUCGUCUUCCAGGGGAAUUCAUCCUGGCACGGGUUCCGGACAGGAUUUGGAAGCCCUGGGGAGGAAAGCGACCAGCUGAUCAGAGCGCGGACCAAUUAAAGAAUCAGGAAGAGGGUACCGCCUGUCAACAGCCAGAAGAAGCGCGGACAACGAAGAGCUGUCCGCUCAGAAGGUUCACAGACAUGUACAAGGCGUCAGCGCAUUGGGUACGCCGCUCGAUCACCUGGAGGAAGAAACGACCCGAGCCAGAUGAAGAGAAGCAGGCAGAAAUCGGCGCGGGAACGAGAGAAGCUGAAGAAGGCCCAAUGUGCCUGUAGCCCCGUUGGGGGGUAUCAAAGCUAUUGUACACCUCUCUCUUGGUCAUCGCACAGCAUAAUAUGCUACAAGGUAAAUUGAAAGUUGAACAAUCUCAGGGAAAGUCUCUAUUGUUGGUAUCAAUAGUGGUGGAGUGUAGCAACAUGGAGAGUAUGUAUGAACACACGAUGAAGC